Messenger RNA from Microdochium trichocladiopsis, 1210 nucleotides. RefSeq lists its product as uncharacterized. The coding region runs from base 193 to 1005 and encodes 270 amino acids. Lineage: Eukaryota; Fungi; Ascomycota; Sordariomycetes; Xylariales; Microdochiaceae. The record is from RefSeq and is a predicted model, not a curated record. The transcript has 3 exons.
AGGCGCCGCCAGCUGGAUCGAGCCUCUAGACACGAUUUCGACACUCUCAGGACACAGCGCGAGCCGGCGACAGCGAUCUGACCACGGUCCUUCAUCCAGACACGGUUCCUGCGUCUUGUCUCUCCACCAUAUCCUCACCACGCACUCACGCUCACGAGAGCUCUGAGUCGCCGGCGACGAGACAAGGCCGCAAUGGUGGCUACCAAAGCAGGGCAGCGACGCAUCAGACUCAGGAGUCCCGGCGCCCCUGAAGCUCAGUGCACCACUACAGACAUGGUGAUCCACAUACACCACCAUGGCGGCAAGAUCUGGCUCCCACGCGGAGGUAACGCGAGCGUCCCGAUCCAGUCGACCAUCCAGCUCGCCAACGGCGCAAUGAUUGCCGCUGCUGACGACAACCCCGCCGAUCUCAUCUUUCAGACACAUGCCAUCGAAAGCGCAACCCCCGGCAGCAAGGUCAUCCUGCUUGGAGACGCGGUUCUCAAGACCCUCCCAGGAAAGCCCAUCGAACUCCUAGGAAAGCAGAGCAACAAACUACGCCUCCCACCCGGCACCCUCCUGCAGUUCGGCACGCCGAGCACACCCCAUCGGGUCGUGCCAUUUGGGGGCGGCUCUCUCUGCUCUCGGCGGAUGUUGCGCGAUGUCCUGACCCUGUCCGAUGCGUCUUCCGUGGCCUUGCCCCAGCCCAUGACGUUGGGGCCAGGCGGGUUCACGCUUCAGGGCGACAUGGCACUACCGCAGUCUGUCAUCCUGACGGGCAACAUGGCGGUAUCCUCCGGUUCCAUCAUCCUACCAGAGCCGCCGGAGCUUGAUGAGCAGUACGUCCUUGAAGUCGUCAUUGACGGCCUCUUUCGGGAGACCUACGUCCCAGGAACUCAACUGCGCAACGGCACCGUGCUGCCGUGGGCGACACGCCUCCCGGCUGGUACGGUGCUCAAACAAGGCUUGCACAUCCCGGGCGGCAUCACCCUACCCACGGGCACGCUUAUUCCCGCAGGACCUUAGUAUCAGGGGUCGUAGCCUCAAGGAAUGCUCAGGCGUCGAGCCCGCUGGAUCUUCUUCGGAGGAUCUCAUCACCUGGGAUGACUAGGAUUUCCAUGCUGGCUGUCGAAGAUGAUUGGGUCACGUGAUGUGCGGCUAUUGCUUGGGCGGUCGUCAAAAACGUAUGGUCAGGUAGAGAUGACAGUUCGCGACGCGGGAAUUGGCAAUA